Molecule: messenger RNA, 456 nt
Organism: Parnassius mnemosyne (clouded apollo)
Lineage: Eukaryota; Metazoa; Arthropoda; Insecta; Lepidoptera; Papilionidae
Source: the annotation of a GenBank genome assembly
AUGGAAUGGUUGUGUGAACGUGCCAUACUAACCCCGAAAAACGGCCAAGCAGCGGCAAUUAACGAUACACUGUUAACAUCUUUUGAGGGGGAAGUAAUGGUGUACGCGUCGAUAGAACCCGUGGUCAACACAGAUGACGCAAUUAACUACCCUGUGGAAUUUCUUAAUUCACUGAAACCAUCGGGUCUUCCACAUCAUAAGCUUAUUCUGCGCGUGGGCACUCCUGUUAUGUUGUUGCGAAAUUUAAAACCUCUUCAACUGUGCAAAGGACCCAGACCAAAAGAAAAAGCAUUACAUCGCAAUGUAGUGGAAGCCAUAAUUAUAACUGGAUGCGCGCUAGGGGAAUCUGUAUUUGUACCAAGGAUUCCCUUGAUCCCGAAUGAUCUUCCCUUUGAAUUCAAACGGAUACAUUUUCCCCCCAAAGUCUGCUUUGCAAUGACCAUAAAGAAAGUAUAG